UUUAGAAUAAAUAAAUUAAACAAAUAACAAUCACUGUUUAAAACAGAUGCUUGGUAUGUUCAUACUGUUUUUCGAUGUGUUUUGAUCAAUAAAAUAAAUUCAAAAUUAUUUAAAAAAAAUAAAAAUAUGCCACCAAAAAGAGCAACGUCUGUAAAUUUACCAAAAAAAGUUGUGAAUAAUUCAAAAGUUCAAAAAAAUUCAGCAAAAAAAGGACAUACCAAGGAAAGUAAAAAGAAAAAUAUAAAAAAAAAAUUAAAUGGAUGGUUGAAAACUCCAGCUGAUUGGGAAAGAUUUAAUAAAUGGGUUAAAAUAAAUGCUCAACCACGUAAAAUUCCAGAACCUCCACCAGUGAUAAGACCAUCAAAGCCACUUUGGAAAAUGAAAAAAAGAAUUGAUAUUUUAUCAAAACCAAUACCAAAGCCAGAACCUUAUGUUUAUGAUUUGAGUGUUUCGAAAAAAGCCUUGAAAGCUAAACCAUCAAAACGAAUUAAAAUAUUAGCUAAAUUUGUUAAAAAACAUUUUGAACCUGUACGUAUUUAUGAAGUGUCACGUGCUGCUCUUAAUUAUAAACCAACUUCAAGAAUUAAUAUAAUAUCUAAACCUAAAGAUUUUCGUUCUGAGGAGUGUAAAAAUUUACAAGAAAAAUGGGAAAGUAUUAACAGACAAAAUGUUGAUGAAAAAGUGUUAUUUAAACUUGCAAAACGUGCACUUAAAUGUCCAGGACUUUUGACGCAUGAUGAUAUGUUAUUAUUUAUGACAGACACUGGUGUUUAUCGGAGUGCGUUAAAUUAUAAGCCAACAUCGUGGAUGAAUUUUUUAUCUCUGCCAUCAUUUAAAUUUUUAAAAGACAGACAUGAUGAAAAAUCAAAAAAAAUAAAAGAUGAAUAUUUAGAAGAUUUGAGAAAACGAGGUAAAAUAGCACUUGCUGAAAAAAUGAAAAGAAUUCAUGCUCAAAAUUUAGAAAAUGCUGAUAAAGAAAAUAAAAAAUUAGAAGAUACUGAAAAAGAUAAAGAAAAUGAAAAUCAAUUGGCUGAAGAAAAUGCUGAAAAAGUUGAUGAAAAAAAUAAAUCAACAAUGAAAGUUGAACAAACCCAAAACAAUGAAGAUGAUGAUAAAAAUAAAGCAAAAUGGAUGGAACGAAAUGCUUGGAGAUUUGCACCACCCCCUUGGAGGAACGAUGAUCCUUUUGCAAUUAAAAGAUCAGCUCUCAAAGGUCCAGUUUCACCAAGAAUGGCAGAGCUUGCAAAACCAACUCGAAAACCUGACAAAAGACGUCAAAAAAAUCCUUUCAAAGUUAAAAAAUCAGCUUUAACAGGGCCAAUUCCACCGCGUGUUGAUAAACUUGCUUUACCAAGUCGUCCUCGUGAUCCAAUUGAAAAACCUCCACCAAGAAAAAAAGAUACUUUUGGUCGUCCAAUAUAUCCAAAACCAAAAUAUGGUAGAAAAAUGCCUCGUGUUGAGCCAUAUAAAGAAAGAGAGUGUGACGAAAACAAAGAUGAGACAAAUGAUGAACCAACUGUGGUUGAAUCAAUUCUUUCAAUAGCAUUUGAGCCAAGUAUUGAUCCUUACUUUGAUCCUCGUGGAGCUCAACGUCAAUUAGAAGCUAGAAAAAAAGCUAAAGAAAUUUUAGAAAAAGAAAAAACAUUAGAGGAUACAAAUAAAAAAAAUCUCGAGACAGAUAAUAAAAUUAAAGAUUAAAAAAUAAUUAAAUACUUAUGUUUGAUGAAUAUUUUUUGUUGUUAAAAUAUAUAGACAUUGAAGGAUUAA
Molecule: messenger RNA, 1767 nt
Organism: Aphidius gifuensis
Lineage: Eukaryota; Metazoa; Arthropoda; Insecta; Hymenoptera; Braconidae
Exons: 6
Coding region: 127-1698 (523 amino acids)
Source: RefSeq, a predicted model, not a curated record